Pelobates fuscus (common spadefoot toad) is the source of this 1632-nucleotide messenger RNA. Its product is annotated as keratin, type I cytoskeletal 13-like. The record is from RefSeq and is a predicted model, not a curated record. The transcript has 8 exons. Gene Ontology annotation, molecular function: structural molecule activity. Bases 58 to 1467 code for a protein of 469 amino acids. Lineage: Eukaryota; Metazoa; Chordata; Amphibia; Anura; Pelobatidae. Gene Ontology annotation, biological process: intermediate filament organization; epithelial cell differentiation. Gene Ontology annotation, cellular component: cytoskeleton.
CUGCUUAUUUCAGAACAGGCUGUGUUACUCACUUAGGAGCCGUUGCUGCUUUUGAAGAUGACUUCUUAUCAUUAUUCAUCAUCCCAAAAGGGAACAAGCGGAUCUGUAGCUGGUGGUGGAAGAUCAGCAGGGAACAGGAGCUCUGUCUCCUUUGCAAGUUAUGGUGGAGCUGGUGGCAAUGCAGGGUUCUGCCAAAAUGGAGAAUAUGGUGGUGGCUUCGGUAGCAAUGUAGGUGGUGGAUAUGGUGGGGGCUACAACAUGGCUUUUGGUGGUGGGGCAGGAUCUGGUUUUGGUGGAGGAGCGGGUGGUGGAUUUGGUGGUGGAGCUGGAUAUGGUGGUGGAGCUGGCUUUGGUGGUGGAGCUGGCUUUGGUGGAGCUAGUGGAGGUGGCUAUGGCUUUGGUCAAGGUGGAGCUUUUGGCGAUGCUGGGGGUCUCCUUUCUGGCAAUGAAAAGAACACCAUGCAGAACCUAAAUGAUCGUUUGGCCAAUUACUUGGACAAAGUGAGGGCGUUGGAGAAUGAUAAUGCUGAGCUAGAGAAGAAGAUACGUGAAUGGUAUGAAAAGCAGAGUCCAGUUAGUAAGGAAGCUGACUACAGUCAAUACUUCAAGAUUAUUGAAGACCUCAGAGCCCAGAUACUUGCUGCCCAGAUUGACAAUAGCAAAGUGGUUCUGGCCAUUGAUAAUACAAGACUGACCACAGAUGACUUCAGACUCAAGUAUGAGAAUGAGUUGGUUCUUCGGCAAAGCGUGGAGGCUGAUAUCAAUGGCCUGCGCAGGUUCCUGGAUGAACUGACCAUGGCUAAGUCUGAUCUUGAAUCUCAGGUUGAGAGCCUGGUUGAGGAACUGGCUUACCUUAAGAAGAACCAUGAGGAGGAGAUGAAGGGAAUGCAAGGCCAAGUCAGUGGCACUGUCAACGUUGAGAUGAAUGCUGCCCCAGGAGUAGAUCUGACUAAAAUCUUGAAUGAUAUGAGAAGCGAUUAUGAAAGAUUGGCAGACAAAUACCGCCAGGAAGCUGAAGAACGAUUCCAGAUAACGUCCAGGGAACUGCAACAGCAAGUUGUCACCAGUAGUCAAGAGGUCCAGACUUCGAAAUCAGAGAGCUCAACCCUCAGACAAACACUUCAAAGUUUGGAGAUAGAACUUCAGUCUCAACUUAGCAUGAAAUCAUCCUUAGAGUCCUCCUUGGCAGAAACAGAAGGACGGUAUUGUGCACAGUUGUCUCAGCUCCAGGACGUUAUCUUAAAGGUUCAAUCUGAGAUUUCAGAUCUCCGUAAUCAGAUGGAACAACAGAGUAAUGAGUACAAAUUACUGCUGGACAUAAAAACCCGUUUGGAGCAGGAAAUCUCCAAGUACAGAGAUCUGCUUGAUGGACAGGACUCUAAGAUGUCAACAGGUGGAAGCUCAUCCAGCAGUACUACCAUUUCAUCUUUUUCUACUACGACUUCAAGCACUAACAAGGUGCGCUAGUUUCCAGAAUUCCAUUUUGGGUCAAACCACGGUGUAACACAGCCUGUUCAACUCUACUGAUGCUUCUCAUCUUAUUUGUGUGCUUUUUCAAGACUGAUGAUACAUUGGAAUGUGGUGUUUUUCUUGCUAAUUGUUGAAUAAAUCUUUUAUCUAUUGCAAUGUGAA